CUUUGAUCUUUGAUCUACUUGAGCGCCAGACUAGCAGAGGCAUAAUGUGUGGACGAUACGCACUAGGCGUGCGCAUGAACUUCGUCCAGCGCCGUCUCCAAGAACAAGGCAUGCCCGUCGACGAAGUCCCAGACGACGACGAAGUCCGCGAAACCUAUAACUUCGCGCCGGGGAACAAUGGUGCGGUGUACCGCGUGGAGGCAGCGUCCACUGGCGCAGUAGAGCAGCAGCAGCCACCCGAGAACGACGACAACUACAACCCUACUCACCCCCAACAAGACCCUACCGCCGCCACCACCACCACCCAACCGUCAGGUGAUGAGAAGGGAACCCGCCCCCGCUACAAAAUCCAAAGCAUGCGAUGGGGCCUGAUCCCAUUCUGGACGAAGCGCAAACCCGACUACGGGUCGCUGAUGCGCACGAUCAACUGCCGGGACGACUCGCUGCUCGAGGACCGCGGGAUGUGGACGUCGAUGAAGCGCAAGAAGCGCUGCGUCGUCGUCUGCCAGGGGUUCUUUGAGUGGUUGAAACGGGGACCGGGCGGGAAGGAGAAGGUCCCGCAUUUUGUGCGGCGGAGGGAUGGGGAUUUGAUGUGUUUUGCGGGGUUGUGGGACUGCGUGAGGUAUGAAGGGUCGGAUGAAGAGCUGUAUACGUUUACGAUCAUUACGACAUCCUCGAAUCCGUACCUCAAGUUUCUGCAUGAUCGGAUGCCUGUGAUUCUCGAGCCCAAGAGCGAGGAGAUGAACCGGUGGCUGGAUCCAGGCCGGACUACGUGGUCCAAGGAACUGCAGGCCAUGUUGAAGCCGUACGAGGGCGAGUUGGAGUGUUAUCAGGUGCCGAAGGAAGUGGGGAAGGUGGGUAACAACUCCCCGGACUUCAUUGUGCCGGUGAGCAGUAAGGAGAAUAAGAGCAAUAUUGCCAAUUUCUUCGCCAAUGCCAAAAAGGCUGCGCCGGAGAGUGGUGGUGGUUCGUUGAUAGAAGAACCGGACGACAGAACCGUCAAAGAUGAACCUGACGAUCGAGACACGGUGGACACCGAGUGGACUGAGGACAAUGCGCCGCUGCCGGCUACAGGGGUCAAACGGGAGCAUCCGGCAGAGAGUCCUGCGGAGGUCGAGGAUGAAGCUGCGAAGAGGCAGAGGACUCAGCUUACCUCGCCGGUUAAGGGCACCGAGCAGAAAGCAAGUCCAACGCAAGCACCGAGUCGAGGAAAGCAGAUGCGAAGUGCUACUCACAAUCAGAAACCGGCCAAAAAGCCCCAGCAGAAGAAAGCGGCGGCAGGGACUCAGCCCAUAACGAACUUCUUUCAAAAGUGAAGUUGAUUUUCUCAUCUGGCUUGGCGGCGAAGUAUAAUUUUGGCGUUGCUUUGGUCGUCUGCAAUUAAGAGCUGGUCUCUGAGCGGCGUUGUUCCAUUUUUUGGGGGGAUAUUUUACAGCUUGUGUCAACUGUCCAGCAGUUUUGGAUCAGUGCAGUCUUUUGAGACAGCAAUGAGGAUAGCAAGAGUCUAUUGU
Aspergillus uvarum CBS 121591 is the source of this 1511-nucleotide messenger RNA. RefSeq names its product SOS response-associated peptidase. Gene Ontology annotation, molecular function: single-stranded DNA binding. Bases 45 to 1316 code for a protein of 423 amino acids. Lineage: Eukaryota; Fungi; Ascomycota; Eurotiomycetes; Eurotiales; Aspergillaceae. The record is from RefSeq and is a predicted model, not a curated record. The transcript has 3 exons. Gene Ontology annotation, biological process: DNA damage response.